AUGGCGCCUCCAUCGUCGCUCGUCUCGAAGCUCAAAGUCCAGCUCAAACUCUCCAUAUCGCGGCUACGGAUGGUAGAGCAGAAAGACUCAGCGCUAGCAAAGCAGCAACGACGCGCCAUGGCGCAACUGAUCGAGCAAGGCAAACUCGAAUCCGCCAAAAUCCGCGUCGAGAACAUAAUCGCCUCGGACAUAACCACCGAACUCCACGAGAUCCUCGAGCUAUACUGCGAGCUGCUCCUCGCGCGAUCCCAGCUCCUCGAACCCCCCUCCUCGCUCUCCCCGUCCCUCUCCUCGCGGGACUCCCACUCCACGCCCCAAUGCGACCCGGGCCUCGAAGAAGCCGUCCGCAGCCUCAUCUACGCCGCCUCCCGAACCGAGGUCAAAGAGCUACACGCCGUGCGCGCUUUGCUGGUCGAGAAGUUCGGGAAGGAGUUCGCGCUGAGCAGUAUGGAAGGCUCCGGGGUCGCGGAACGCGUGUUGAAGAAGCUGAAGAUUGAGCAGCCGAGGCCGGAGCUGGUGGAGGGGUAUUUGAGGGAGAUCUGCAAGGCGUACGGUGUCCCGUUUCCUGGGGAUAACGAGGAUGGUGAUGAAGAAGAUGGCGAGGAAGACGAUGACGAUGAAGAUGGCGGUAGUGGAGGACAGAAGGUCAAGGCGCUGGAAGCGCCCCUCGAGGCAGAGGAGCUGAGCAAAGCGACGCCGCCGCGGGAUCUGGGGCCCAAGAGUCCGCUGCGCGUCACGCCGCAGAGUCCGACGUCCGAGAACGUGGCGCCGAGAAUUAAGUUGCCGGGGCCGCCGGAGCUGAAGCCGGGAGCAGGGAAGCUGAAGAAGACGACGGCGAGUACUGGCGAGAGGAGACAGAGUAAAACGGAGAAGGACGAUGGGCCUGGCGGGAAGAUACCGGAUGUGGACGAGCUAGCUAAGAGAUUCGCGCAGCUUAAGAGGUAA
Messenger RNA from Coniosporium apollinis CBS 100218, 945 nucleotides. RefSeq lists its product as uncharacterized. The transcript has 3 exons. The coding region runs from base 1 to 945 and encodes 314 amino acids. The record is from RefSeq and is a predicted model, not a curated record. Gene Ontology annotation, biological process: protein transport. Lineage: Eukaryota; Fungi; Ascomycota; Dothideomycetes.